AUGCAUCGCACCUAUUCUAUGCGCACAUCGCGCCUUCCGACCGCAUCUCAGAUCGAGAACCCCCCACCACCGUUAUCAAGCACGAAGACAAACAGAUGGAUGGGCCGAGGCGGUCUUGGGCAUGCCUUCCGUAAGAACGCUGCUGGCGCUUUCGGUCCCGACCUAGCCCGCAAGCUCUCUCAGCUCGUUAAGAUGGAAAAGAACGUCAUGCGCAGCAUGGAGUUGGUUUCCAAGGAGCGCAUGGAGACUGCCCAACAACUUUCGAUCUGGGGUGAGAACUGCGAUGAAGAUGUUUCUGAUAUCACCGAUAAGCUUGGCGUUCUGCUCUAUGAGGUCGGAGAGCUGGAAGACCUUUUUGUCGACCGCUACGACCAGUACCGUGUCACCAUUAAGAGCAUUCGUAACAUUGAGGCCUCCGUGCAGCCCAGCCGGGACCGCAAGCAAAAGAUCACCGACGAGAUUGCGAAACUGAAGUACAAGGAUCCUAACUCUCCUCGCAUCGUUGUUCUCGAGCAGGAGCUUGUUCGCGCCGAGGCCGAAUCAUUGGUCGCCGAAGCGCAACUCUCGAACAUUACUCGUGAAAAGCUCAAGGCUGCUUUCAAUUACCAGUUUGAUGCUCUUCGGGAGCACUGUGAAAAGGUAGCAAUCAUCUCAGGCUACGGAAAGCACCUUCUCGACCUUAUCGAUGACACUCCCGUAACUCCCGGCGAGACCCGCCAAGCUUAUGAUGGAUACGAGGCCAGCAAGGCCAUCAUUCAGGACUGCGAGGAGGCCCUCGCCAACUGGGUCCAGUCCAAGGCUUCCGUCAAACCCAGCUUGUCUCAGCACUCGCGCACCCUUUCCCAGCGCCACCGUGAAUCGGUUGCCAAGGGGCGUGAGAAUGGUGUGGACCUUUCCGGCCAGGACCAGCCCAUGAGGGGUGACCGAGACUCCUGGGUGGCCGCAGACCAGCACCACAGCUAUCACCACGGUGCGGAAGACGGCGAAGAAGGCGGCAGCGAGCUCGGAGAUAUCCGCGGACGCGAAGAAGAGCGAGAGCCCGUCGCCGUCUAA
Aspergillus calidoustus is the source of this 1053-nucleotide messenger RNA. The record is from the annotation of a GenBank genome assembly. NCBI's taxonomy places the organism in Eukaryota, Fungi, Ascomycota, Eurotiomycetes, Eurotiales, Aspergillaceae.